This is a messenger RNA of Symbiodinium sp. CCMP2592, 1425 nucleotides long. NCBI's taxonomy places the organism in Eukaryota, Dinophyceae, Suessiales, Symbiodiniaceae. The record is from the annotation of a GenBank genome assembly.
AUGCUGCAUGGUUAUCCACUCGCGUCAUGGACUGGAGCAGUUCUGCUGGACAGCUCGCAUCAGGCCACGGACGUGAAUGCGCCGCCAGACAUCAUGUCCGUACUACGACGUGAAUCAUUGAAAUCUUGGCUAAGGCACCGUGGGACGAACCGCAUCUUCGUAUGUGGGUUGGCAAUGGAUCUGUGUGUGCUUGAUACUGCCAUCAACGCAGUUAGCGCCGGGUUUCGGCACAUUCACAUGGUCAUGGAUGCUUCCCGAGCAGCUCACCUCCCAAGUAUGGGAAAGUUCGGCACCGGCUUCCUGACCGACCCUGCGUCAAUCCAGCAGAAGCUGAAGGCAGCAGGCGUGACUGUCGUUCCCACGGCUGCGCUUCUGCCAGGCUUUGUUCCAUACAACCCGGUCGGAGAGAAGGAGAUGCUCAAGUACGGCUUUCCGAAGACACUCGGACCAUUCGCCUUGGUCCGUUGCCGAAAACUUGCUCUCUUCGUCGACCGGGCGGCCCGGCACAAGCAAAGAGUUGGGUCCCGUGACGCUGAGUACGUAGAGCGCUUUGCCGAAGAAUUUAUGGGCUACUGGCUCUGGGUCAAGCGUGACCGUGAGAAGUUUGAUGCUCAAGCCAGCGGAAAUUCGUGGGACACGGUGGGCUUGGAGCUGAACGAGGAUGGCGAGUUCUUUCGUCACUACAAGAACGGCCGGGAACCCGAUCGCCUCGAAAUACCAGUGGCAGCUUCGCAAGGCGCCAUGAACUUGCUGUCGGCUGCCUUGGGGGAGUGGUUCGACAUCUUCGAGCAGCUGCAGCGAGAGUUCCACUUGGAUCUCGCGCGCUUGACGCAGAAUGGGGCCCCUGCGCGUGCACCGGCUUCCCGGCAACAAGUGCCAGGACUUCGGCAAGUGGCAUGGCGCCGUCAUGGGGGCCGUGGUGGCUGGUUUGUAGAGUCGGAGAAGGCAGAGACAACACUUCCCGCUUCAAAGCUGACUGUUGUUUGUGGGAUAUCAGAGGAAUUAUCUUCUGUUUCUCUGCGAGACCCAAGAAGCGAGACCUACGAAGACGUAGGGUCGCAUGUCCAGGGCUUGUAUGUCAAAUUGGCAGGAUCCAGGGCAUGUCGGCAUUUUGAGCUUCCUGAAGAGCUCACAGAGGAGUCGUUGGCUCCGAUCCUUUUUUGGGUGGACAGCGUCCCGACCGGUGCAAUUGUUUUGAUGGCUGCAGUCGGGCUUCCAAGCGAUUUCGCAACAGUUCUGCAGAUACUCGCGCCCCUCGGCGUGCCUCAAGUGCCACCACCCAAGAGCAGUAAAGUCCUGGCUUGCAUCUCGACAUGUCAGCGCCCACGGGCAGUCGAGGAGGCUGCGGAAGAGCCCCCAUGUGCACACCAUGCUUCACCAGAUAUAGCUUAUGCUUCGUUGAUGAUGGAUGAAAGCUGUAUAUAG